UACUCUUCGCUGCGUUUCAUCUCUUUCCUAAAACCCUAAAGCUCUGGCAAUGGCGUUCAGCAACAUCGUCAGAAGAACGGCUGUGCAAAUCGCGCCUGUCGCCGCUCGAUUCAUUGGAAGAGCUCAGAGGUAUAACCACCACUGCUCUUCUCCCCUCUUCUCCUCCUCCGCCGCCAAUCGCGUGGGUGUUUCUGGAAGCUUUUUCCGCAGCGCAGUCCCUUCUGGAUUACACCACUUCUCCACCAAAUCUGAUGAGGCCCUUCUCAAAGUCAUCGAGUCCGAGAUCGGAUGCGCCGUAGAAACCGAAGGAAUUGACAAGGUUGAGGAUGUUCCUGCUGGUUUUCCAUUUAAAAUUGAAGAUAAUCCUGGAUAUCAGACCAUAACACUGACAAGAGAGUAUCAAGGUGAAACCAUCUGUGUUGAAGUGCACAUGCCUGACCUUGUUACUGGGGAAGAGAAUCAGGAAGUAGCAUCCGGGGAUGAGGACAAUGAACAGGGCAGUGAGUCCCAAAUUCCUCUUGUUGUAAGAGUUUCCAAGAAGAAUGGACCUGCACUGGAGUUCGGCUGCACGGCUUAUCCUGAUGAAAUUUCGAUAGAUAGCUUGUCAAUUAGGGAUCCCAAUAGUGCGGAGGACCAAAUUGCAUAUGAAGGCCCUGAUUUCACGGAUUUGGAUGAGAAUCUUCAGAAGGCUUUCCACAAGUAUCUCGAGAUCAGGGGCAUCAAGCCGAGCACGACCAACUUUUUGCAUGAGUACAUGAUAAACAAGGAUGGGAGGGAGUACUUGAUGUGGCUUAAAAACCUCAAGAAGUUCGUUGAGGCUUGAUUGAUAGAUAGUUAGAUGUUUGCUUACCUCUUUUGAAACUUGCUUACCUCUUUGGAAGGUGUAGUGUGGUAGCUUUUACUAUGUUAUUUUUUGCCUGACAAUACACUGUUUUAGUUGGUUUUAAUGAAAGGUAGAGGAUGAUACUAUUUGUGUUGGUAGAAAUUGGUACAAUUCUAUCAUUCUAUGUAACAUUGUAGCCAUGAAGAGUCAAAUUGUCGGCUAUGCAAGUCUUUUACUUGUUCGAAUCAUGAAUAAAGGUUUUGAUGAUUGUUUGUCAA
Messenger RNA from Ipomoea triloba (trilobed morning glory), 1101 nucleotides. RefSeq lists its product as uncharacterized. Bases 50 to 823 code for a protein of 257 amino acids. The record is from RefSeq and is a predicted model, not a curated record. The transcript is spliced from 3 exons. Lineage: Eukaryota; Viridiplantae; Streptophyta; Magnoliopsida; Solanales; Convolvulaceae. Gene Ontology annotation, cellular component: mitochondrial matrix.